This is a messenger RNA of Durusdinium trenchii, 1362 nucleotides long. The record is from the annotation of a GenBank genome assembly. NCBI's taxonomy places the organism in Eukaryota, Dinophyceae, Suessiales, Symbiodiniaceae.
AUGUGGUGUGCCUGCAAUCAUGCUGAGGAAGAACCCUUCGCUGACAAGGCGAGCUUGCCGAUGUACAGCGACGCCGAGCUGGGUCAAAAACCCGUGGAGCCGAACGAGGAGACGAUUCAAAAGUUCAGCGAGGUCGAGGUCAUGGCCCAACCCAAGGCUGCUCAGAUCCAAGAAAGCAGAGAGGAAACCGAGGAGGAAUCCAUCGAGGAGUUAGCAGAGAAGAAGACAUCAGCUGAGAAUAUUGCCGCGGAGAUGGAGAAGGUGGAGAGAACGGCUCAGAAGGCGCUUGAAGCACAGAAAGAAAACGCCAAGGCGUUGCAGGCAAUGGAGCGGGUACACGAAGAAUACAUGACAAAAAUGAGGGAGCAGCAACAGUUAGCAGAAAGCACCAACAAGGAGUUGCAAGAUAUGAAGAAGGCGUACGAAGAUAAGAUUAAGAAGAUACAGGAGGAACAAGAGAAGGUGAGCGUAGACGCAGCAAACACCAAGAAAGCUUUGCAGGAUAUGGAGAAGGUACACGAAAAUAAAAUGAAGGACCAGCAAGUGACCAACACGAAAAUAUGGGAGAGCAUGAAAGACAUGUCAAAAGCACUGCAGGAUGAGAAAGUCAAGAAUCGUGUGAUGGAGAGGUAUGUUGAGAAUGACAAACAGAACAAGGCAGAAGAAAAACUCCAAGCUCAGAAAGCCAAGAACAAAGCCGAGGAGAAAGAGCGGCAAUUGAAGCACAAGCCUCCUGAGAGUGUUUAUACAGCAGCCUUGAUCACGUGGUUAUGCUUGAAGUGCCCCAAAUGCCAAAAGCACUCCAUUCUGAGCUUCUUCGGAGUUGAGGUCUCGAGCUUCCUUGUUGCCGGUUUGAGCGUAGCAGCUCAAUCCUUUGUGAUCUACUACUUGUGGUACGACCUGGAGCAGCGCCUCGAGUGGGGCCAGGACCCAACAUACAAGGGCGAAAGGGCCAUUGCCCCUUGCUCCUUACACCUCAAUCUCACCUUACAAUUGAUUGGUGCUGGCGCGUUUGUUGGCAUCAUGCUGGCCGACCUGGAGGAAAGUCUCAUGAUGUUCUGGUGGCUCUACCAGAAAAAUGUUCUUCAUGAAUCCGACGAUCCAGGAUAUGAAACCGGUGGGAAGAAUGGCCUCAAGGUUGAGGGGGAGGAAGUGGUGGAAUUCAGCAUGAGUCGACGCCGGAGGAUUUUGGGUGCCAUUUUCUGUGUGCUGCCCAAGUUCGUGAUCACCGUAUGUCUCACUAUCGUUGGAACCCGGUUUGUGGUCCUGGCUGACGACAAUGCCGAACUACUCCUGAAUUGUGUGGCCAUGAUCUUUGUGAUUGACUUCGAUGAAUUGUGUGGCCAUGAUCUUUGUGAUUGA